Racocetra persica is the source of this 579-nucleotide messenger RNA. The record is from the annotation of a GenBank genome assembly. NCBI's taxonomy places the organism in Eukaryota, Fungi, Glomeromycota, Glomeromycetes, Diversisporales, Gigasporaceae.
AUAAAAAAGGUGCUAAUCAUGCCGAGGAAAUUGAAAUUAAUUCUCACAAUAAAAGAUACGGCAACGAGUUCCUGGAACCCUUGAAUAUGAAAGGGGAAGAAUUAGCCAAAAAUAUUCAAGUAAAAAAGUCAGUUAUUAGGGAAUUAUUGGCCGAAAAAAGGAGAAUGACCGUAGAUUUAGCCUACCGCCUUUAUUUUUACUUUGGAGUAAGUGCGGAAUAUUGGUUAAACUUCCAAAAAAAUUAUGACUUGGCAACUUAUCAAGAAUUAGCUGAAAAGGAGAUUAAAAAACAAAUCCAACCUUAUCCAAGGGAAGAAAAGCCUAAUUCUAAAAUAAUUUUCAACGCAGAUAAAAACCCAGAACAAAAGAUUAAUUAUUUAUCAGAAAAACUAAUAAAAGUUGAAUCAAUAUUGAAACAUCCUCACUCGCUAUUAAAAAGAAUAAGCGAAGCAGGAAUAGAGGAAAAUAGUUUAAAAAAGCACAAACGCAGAUGUGCUAUAAAAAGGAAAAGAGGAGGGAUUAACCCUCCCCUUCCGGGCACUCCAAAUGCUCCACGGCUUUUAAUCAGAAGUUUAAGCC